AUGUCGUCUCAAGCCUUUUCCUGGUUGCGAAAGCUGGGGGAGGCAUCCGCAUUUGCCAUCCCAGUCAUCAUCCACCACCACUUCUUCAUCCGCUAUCAACGGGCGGAGCCGAAGCUUGACCUACCAUGGAUCAACGACGGCAUGGCCGGACUCAAGAGCGACACAACCGGACCCAAGGACGAUAUCACCAGACUCAAGAAAGACGUCGCUGAACUCAAGGUUGAUCUUGCUGGACUCAACUUCAGAACCGGUUGUUUGGAGUGCGAAAUGAUAUUGCUUGCUCGACAGCCUGACAGCCUCCUCUGUGCAAUGGACUCACCCCAUGCGGACCAGUGUCACCAAGGCUCAAGCGGGGCUGAGUAG
Messenger RNA from Cladophialophora immunda, 363 nucleotides. RefSeq lists its product as uncharacterized. Bases 1 to 363 code for a protein of 120 amino acids. Lineage: Eukaryota; Fungi; Ascomycota; Eurotiomycetes; Chaetothyriales; Herpotrichiellaceae. The record is from RefSeq and is a predicted model, not a curated record. The transcript has a single exon.